AUGGCUCUGACUACCCACUUCUCCUGCCUCCUGGCCCUGUUGGUGGCAGGCCUAGCCCAAGGCAACAGGGACUCCCUGAGGGCCCAGGACCAUGGUCCACAGCCACUGGAGCUGAAUGAAGUCUUCAAGUUGUUCCAAGUUCAGUUUAACCGAAGUUACUCAAACUCAGCAGAGCAUGCUCGCCGCCUGGAUAUCUUUGCCCACAACCUGGCCCAGGCUCAAUGGCUGCAGGAGGACAUGUGCACAGCUGAGUUUGGGGUGACUCCAUUCAGUGACCUCACAGAGGAGGAGUUUGGCCAGCUCUAUGGGCAUCAGAGGGCAACUAGAAGGGAGAUCAACAUGGUCAGAAAGGUAGAGUCUGAAGAGUGGGGGGAGCCAUUGCCGUCUACCUGUGACUGGAGGAAGGUAGCUGGUGCCAUCUCACCCAUCAGGAACCAGGAAAACUGCAUGUGCUGCUGGGCCAUAGCAGCAGCAGGCAACAUCGAGGCCCUGUGGGGCAUCAAAUACCACCAGUCUGUGGAACUUUCUGUGCAGGAACUGCUCGACUGUGACCGCUGUGGGGAUGGCUGCAAGGGUGGCUUUGUCUGGGAUGCAUUCAUAACUGUCCUCAAUAACAGUGGUCUGGCCAGCGAAAAGGACUACCCAUUCAAGAAGCACACCAAACCCUCCAAGUGCUUGGCCAGGAAGUACACAAAGGUGGCCUGGAUCCAGGAUUUCAUCAUGCUACAGGAUAAUGAAGAGAUAAUUGCCCGGCACCUGGCCACCCACGGCCCUAUCACCGUGACCAUCAACAUGAAGUUACUGCAGCAUUAUCAAAAGGGUGUGAUCAAGGCCACGUCUACCACCUGUGACCCCCGGUUUGUGAACCACUCUGUCUUGCUGGUGGGUUUUGGCAAGAGCAAAGUGAAGGGGAUGCGGGAAGAGACAGUCUCACCCCGUUCUCAUCGCCCUUGCCGCUCCACCCCUUACUGGAUCCUGAAGAACUCCUGGGGGCCCAAGUGGGGCGAGGAGGGCUACUUCCGGCUACAUCGGGGAAGCAAUGCCUGCGGUAUCACCAAGUACCCACUCACAGCCCGUGUGGACCAGCCAGUUAAGAAGAAGCAGCCAAUCUCCUGUCCUCCCUAACCUCAUCAGCCUCUCCUGCAUACCACAUGCCUUCCUCACUUGCCCCACCCCAAGGUUUUGACUAUCCUCCCCAUCUUCUCUUCAUGGCUUGAAUAAAC
Messenger RNA from Castor canadensis (American beaver), 1223 nucleotides. It is a transcript of the gene Ctsw, whose product is annotated as cathepsin W. The record is from RefSeq and is a predicted model, not a curated record. Gene Ontology annotation, biological process: proteolysis. Gene Ontology annotation, molecular function: cysteine-type peptidase activity. NCBI's taxonomy places the organism in Eukaryota, Metazoa, Chordata, Mammalia, Rodentia, Castoridae.